AUGGUUGGCCUGAAACCCUCAGACGUGCCCCCUCCUCUCGGGGUAAAGAUGGCGAGUGCGGGGGCGGCGGCGUGCAUCGCCGACAUCGUCACGUUUCCCUUGGACACAGCGAAAGUUAGGCUACAGAUCCAAGGCGAGAAGAAGGUGGCUGCAGCGGAGGCCAAGGCUAUCCGCUACAGGGGCGUGUUCGGGACCAUCAGUACCAUGAUCCGCACCGAGGGUCCGCGUUCGCUCUACAACGGGCUGGUGGCGGGCCUGCAGAGGCAGGUGUGCUUCGCCUCGGUGCGAAUCGGCCUCUACGACAACGUCAAAGAUUUCUACACCGGAGGAGCAGAGCAUGCAGGAGUUCUAAUGCGCAUCUUGGCCGGCUGCACGACGGGCGCCAUGGCGGUAUCGUUCGCUCAGCCCACCGACGUGGUGAAGGUGAGGUUCCAGGCUCAGAUGAACCUGGAUGGAGUGGCGCGGCGCUACAGCGGCACCAUGCAGGCCUACAGACACAUCUUCCGCAACGAAGGACUGCGCGGACUCUGGAAAGGAACGUUGCCCAACAUCACGAGGAACGCGCUGGUCAACUGCACCGAGCUGGUGACCUACGACCUCAUCAAAGAGGCCAUCCUGCGACACAAGCUCAUGUCAGACAACCUGCCGUGUCACUUUGUGUCGGCCUUCGGCGCCGGCUUCGUCACCACGGUGAUCGCCUCCCCGGUGGACGUGGUGAAGACCAGGUACAUGAACUCUCCGCCAGGUCAGUACCGCAGCGCUAUCAACUGCGCCUGGACCAUGUUGACCAAAGAGGGGCCCACAGCGUUCUACAAGGGCUUUGUGCCGUCCUUCCUAAGGCUCGGCUCGUGGAACGUGGUCAUGUUCGUCUCCUUUGAGCAAAUCAAGCGCGCCAUGAUGGUGACCAAGAAGCGCUUUGACGCCUCCAACUGAACCUGAACGCACCAGACACAGCAUUAGGUACACUCAGUAACCCUCCGAGAAAGAAUAUUGCGUUAAUUAAAUAAUGUAUUGAAUAUUUAUAAU
Messenger RNA from Phycodurus eques (leafy seadragon), 1026 nucleotides. RefSeq names its product uncoupling protein 1 (gene ucp1). NCBI's taxonomy places the organism in Eukaryota, Metazoa, Chordata, Actinopteri, Syngnathiformes, Syngnathidae. Gene Ontology annotation, cellular component: mitochondrial membrane. The record is from RefSeq and is a predicted model, not a curated record. Gene Ontology annotation, biological process: mitochondrial transmembrane transport; mitochondrial transport; response to cold. The coding region runs from base 1 to 933 and encodes 310 amino acids. Gene Ontology annotation, molecular function: oxidative phosphorylation uncoupler activity. The transcript has 6 exons.